Spirodela intermedia is the source of this 2866-nucleotide messenger RNA. NCBI's taxonomy places the organism in Eukaryota, Viridiplantae, Streptophyta, Magnoliopsida, Alismatales, Araceae. The record is from the annotation of a GenBank genome assembly.
AUGGCAUACCAGCAGCCAAUGCGUCUUGUGCUGACGGUGGCGCCACCGCAGACCGGCGACGGUGGCUUCUCCUGUCCACUAGGUGAUGGCGUUUACCCGACGGUGCAGGAUGCGAUCGACGCAGUGCCGCUGCGCAACACGGUCCGGACGACCAUCGUGAUCCCCCCGGGGGUUUACCGGCAGCCGGUGUACGUUCCGAAAACCAAAAGCUUCAUAACCCUUGCCGGCUCCCGUCCGGAGACCACCGUCCUGACCUGGGACAACACCGCCUCUCGGAUCAACCAUCAUACGGUGAGAUCCUUGAGGCGACCGCUAGUUUUCUACUGCAGAAAUAUGCUGAUGAAUUGAGCUCUCAUUGUUGUUGUCGCUGCUGCUGCAGCCGUCGCGGGUGAUCGGGACGGGGACAUUCGGGUGUGGAAGCACCAUCGUGGAAGGGGAGGACUUCAUCGCCGAGAACAUAACCUUUGAGAACUCCGCUCCACAGGUGGUUAUUUACUGAUUCCGCCGGCAUCAACUUUAGUUUUCAGCUUCAUCUUCCGUAGUCAGUGAAGAUUGCCGAUUGUUCUUCGAUGCUUUUCACUGUCAUUAUAUUCCUUGCCACCCGUCCUCCUCCAUAAUAGACUUACAUCUACUCGCAGGGUUCAGGGCAAGCUGUAGCCGUUAGGGUGACUGCUGACCGGUGUGCGUUCUACAAUUGCAGAUUUCUUGGGUGGCAGGUACGUUUAUCUUCGUCACUGGUCCUUCUGUCUCUUCCGAAUUGUUACCAUACUUUCCUUGUUUUUUGUAGUCUUGGUCCAAGUCAAGCUUUUUUACCCUUCCCUCGCUAACAUCAGUCAAGAAAUGUUCCGAUUUCAGGAAGAUGAUACUUCUCCAUGUUCCACUGUUAUUACUAGUUCUCAUAACUCAGAUCAUCAUAAUCGUUUUCGCAUCGUAGCUUUCUUUAAUUUCUGUCUCCUUUCCGCAUGAAGAUGAUGCUCCGAUAAGGCUUGCUCAUGCUAAAUGUUUAAUAUACACCAAAACUGAUCUUUUUGUUUAUAAUUGUCUGCCUUCCACACGAAGAAAAAUAAAUUUUGACUAGGCUAAUUCAUCACGGGGCUGAGUAUUCAAAUAUUUUCUUUGGAAAUUUUAAUUAGUACAUAAGAUCAAUUCAGUUUCACUAUGGGAUUUGGAGCAGAUCCGGCACAUCGUUACUUAUCCUGCAAAUGAUUCAGAAAACUCGGUGUUGUCUGUGUAGGCAUAAAGAAAAUUGGAAACCACCAUAAGCUUUCACCGAAUUCUGAGUCUUUAGUUUCAUAAUAUUUUGUAGGACGUCUACGUCUUAAAUUUUUUUUUUGGUAUUGCAUGUUAAUGCAGGACACGCUUUACUUACACCAUGGCAAGCAGUAUCUGAAAGAUUGCUAUAUCGAGGGAAGCGUUGACUUCAUUUUUGGCAAUAGCACUGCCCUUCUGGAGCAUUGCCAUAUUCACUGCAAGUCACAGGGAUUUAUAACCGCACAGAGUAGAAAAUCUGCCCAAGAGCCCACAGGAUAUAUAUUUUUAAGGUGAAUUUGCCUUCUGUCUCUUUUAUUCUUUAAUGUUUUCUGUGACACGCACAGAAUAUGCACUCUAAUGCUCUUUACCCCCUUCAAUAAAUCACUUGCUACUUUACUGAAAAUUCAUAUUUAGGUGCAAGUUACAUCAGUCGAAUGGAUCUUACAUUGAAAAAAAUUGUUCAAAUUACAGAGCUUUGACGCAACAAUGCAUCUAUAAGUUCAUCUAUACCCUGAAGGGUGUCUUGGUUGAUCAUGUGAAUAGCUGUAACUGGUAUGGUGGAAAUUAGUGCUCCAAUUGGAGAUGGGAAAAAACUGGAAGGUCAAUAAUAGUAAAUAGAAGGCGAUUGAUGUCUGGGAAGAUGGAGGCGGUCUGUGUUGUGCUCUUCUGCCUGGUGAACGGCCUCCUCUCCCCUCUGCUGUCCCAUUCUGUCUCUCAUCCAAGGAGGAGGCUUCCUCCUCUCUGACAAUGUCUCGUUGCUACACUUAAGCCCGCCACAGCAAUCAAGUUAUUUUGUGUACCAAUCCCGUGGCUAUACUUCCAGUGUUGUGGGCAUCAUGGCUUUUGGGGAAUGACUUCUUUAUUUCAGGCAUAAUAUCACUCGAUAUUAUGGGUAGUAUUAAAUCUGGUGGAUAUUGGAUGGUUUUUUUUCUAUAAAAUGUGCAUCUUAGGAACUUACAGAAUUUUAAUCAAAAAACACGCAUGAAUCAGUUUAAACAUACUUCAAGAAAUGCCGUCAUCUCAUCUUUUUUGGAAGGCGGCUGCUUCAUCUAUUUUCCACUUCCAUGGCCGCCAGUUCAACUAUUUUCCUGCUUAGUGAGCCACAAUCUACGUUGACUCUGCUAUUGUUUCUGAGAUUCCUGCAUCGUCCGGGCAGACUUCCUUCCAACCAUAUCAGAUCCUCUCGCUGUUCAUAUUCCAGAUGCGUGAUCACGGGCAAUGGUAGCUCCGCAUAUGCUUCCCUCGGCCGGCCCUGGGGCCCCUUCGCCAGGGUCCUCUACGCAUACACCUGGAUGGACUCCUGCAUCAAGCCCGCCGGCUGGCACAACUGGGACAAGCCCGAGAACGAAAGGAGCGCUUGCUUCUUCGAGUUCAGGUAGAAGAAUGAUUUUCAUUUUCGAAAGGCGGAUCAAGCUUAAUGGGUGGCAUUUUUUUAUUAUUUUUUUUAUGUAGAUGCUCGGGACCUGGUAGCUGCCAGAACGAGCGGGUCCCCUGGUGCAGAGAACUCGAUGAGGAGGAAGCAGAGCAGCUGCUCAUGCACACCUUCAUCGACCCGGACAAUGAGAACCCUUGGCUGGCUCAGAGGAUGUCCACGAAGAUCCCACUCUCUGUUUGA